This is a messenger RNA of Notolabrus celidotus (New Zealand spotty), 5052 nucleotides long. Its product is annotated as probable phospholipid-transporting ATPase IIA. Gene Ontology annotation, cellular component: trans-Golgi network; endosome; plasma membrane. NCBI's taxonomy places the organism in Eukaryota, Metazoa, Chordata, Actinopteri, Labriformes, Labridae. Gene Ontology annotation, biological process: endocytosis; retrograde vesicle-mediated transport, Golgi to endoplasmic reticulum; phospholipid translocation. The transcript is spliced from 28 exons. Gene Ontology annotation, molecular function: ATPase-coupled intramembrane lipid carrier activity; ATP hydrolysis activity; ATP binding. The record is from RefSeq and is a predicted model, not a curated record. Bases 271 to 3411 code for a protein of 1046 amino acids.
UAUGAACUGAGGCCAUUGGAAGACAGGAAUAAAUCAGUAAAAAGGGGGAAGAAGAAAUAAAGUGACAUUAUUUCAUAUCAGUAGUUAAUGCUAAGCUGUGUCCACUUGACGUAGUGCUGUAGACUGGUGUAGAGGUGUAGACUGCUGGUCCCAGCAGCCCUGCUCUCCUGCUGACUGCUCAGUUGAGUGACAGCUCGAAGCCUCCGCCCAGAACCGCUACAGCCAGGCUGCGAGCCUCCAGCCUCCACCCCGCUACCAGGAGCUGCAGGAAUGACCGACAAUAUCCCCCUACAACCCGUGAGACGGCCGAAAAGACAAGACAAUAAACACAAGAAUGGGUGUUGUCCGUGGUCGAGAUGCUGCGGCAUGGGAGACUUCCGUCCCCGCACCGUGUGGCUCGGCCACCCAGAAAAGAGGGAGCAGAGGUACCCCAGGAAUGUCAUUAACAACCAGAAGUACAACUUCUUCACCUUCCUGCCUGCGGUACUGUUCCAUCAGUUCAAGUACUUCUUCAACUUGUACUUCCUGCUCUUGGCCUGCUCUCAGUUUAUUAAGGAGCUCCGCCUAUACGCACUCUACACCUACUGGGUCCCCUUGGGUCUAGUUUUAACCAUAACCAUCACAAGAGAGGCGGUAGAAGAAAUCAGAUGCUACAUUCGAGACAAAGAAGUGAACUCUCAGAUUUACAGCAAGCUUUCAACAAGAGGCACGGUGAAGGUUAAAAGCAGUGGGAUUCAAGUUGGAGAUCUUAUAAUCGUGGAAAAGAACCAGCGUGUUCCUGCUGACAUGAUCUUUUUAAGGACCUCUGAAAGAAAUGGCUCCUGUUUCCUGCGGACUGACCAGCUGGAUGGAGAGACAGACUGGAAACUACGCCUCCCAGUGGCCUGCACGCAGAGGCUGCCAACUGCUGCUGACCUUCUACAAAUCAGAUCGUACGUGUACGUUGAAGAGCCGAACAUCGAUAUCCAUAACUUUAUAGGAACAUUCACCAGGGAGGAUGGAGACCCCCCAGUCAACGAGAGCCUGAGCAUCGAGAACACCCUGUGGGCCAGCACCGUUGUCGCCUCUGGCACAGUGGUGGGGGUCGUGAUUUACACAGGCAGGGAGCUGCGCAGUGUCAUGAACACCUCCAACCCACGGCACAAGGUGGGUUUGUUUGACUUGGAGGUGAACUGUUUGACUAAGAUCCUGUUUGGGGCCCUGGUGGUGGUGUCACUGGUCAUGGUGGCCCUGCAGCACUUCUCUGGCCGUUGGUACCUCCAGAUCUUUCGCUUCAUACUCCUCUUCUCGCACAUUGUUCCCAUUAGUUUGCGUGUCAAUCUAGAUAUGGGAAAGAUGGUUUUCAGCUGGAUGAUCAAAAAGGACUCCAAGAUCCCGGGGACGAUGGUGAGGGCGAGCACCAUACCUGAGCAACUCGGACGCAUCUCCUACCUGCUCACCGACAAAACAGGGACUCUCACUCAAAAUGAAAUGGUGUUCAGGCGGCUCCAUCUUGGAACUGUGGCGUAUGGGAUGGACUCAAUGGAUGAAGUGCAGAGCCACGUGUUCAGCGCAUACACGCAGCCCACCCAUGACCUACCAGCCUCCAGAGGUCCAGCAGCCACAAAGGUCCGCAAGACCAUCAGCAGCAGAGUUCACGAGGCAGUGAAGGCCAUCGCCCUGGUGCACAACGUGACGCCGGUGUACGAGGCCAACGGUGUGACGGACCAGGCCGAGGCGGAGCAGCACUACGAAGACACAUGCAGAGUCUACCAGGCCUCCAGCCCAGAUGAGGUGUCGCUGGUGCAGUGGACUGAGAGUGUCGGUCUGACUCUGGUAGGAAGAGACCAGUCCUCCAUACAGCUGCGGACCCCUACUGGACAAAUACUGAACUUCACCAUCCUGCAGAUAUUCCCCUUCACAUAUGAGAGCAAGAGGAUGGGCAUCAUCGUGCGAGAUGAAUCUUCAGGAGAGAUCACUUUCUACAUGAAGGGUGCUGAUGUGGUGAUGGCAGGCAUCGUGCAGUAUAACGACUGGCUGGAAGAGGAGUGCGGGAACAUGGCGAGGGAAGGCCUGAGGGUCCUGGUGGUCUCUAAGAAGUCCCUGACAGAGGAGCAGUAUCAGGACUUUGAAGCGCGCUACGUGCAGGCCAAGCUCAGCGUCCACGACCGCUCUCUGAAGGUGGCCACCGUGAUCGAGAGCCUGGAGAUGGAGAUGGAGCUCCUGUGUCUGACUGGGGUGGAGGACCAGCUCCAGACUGAUGUCAGGCCCACGUUGGAGAUCCUUCGCAACGCAGGCAUCAAGGUUUGGAUGCUGACAGGAGACAAGCUGGAAACGGCCACAUGCACCGCAAAGAACGCCCAUCUCAUCACCCGCAACCAGGACAUCCACAUCUUCAGAUCCGUGACAACCCGAGGGGAAGCCCACCUGGAGCUCAACGCUUUCAGGAGAAAACACGACUGUGCGCUGGUGAUAUCAGGAGACUCGCUUGAGGUCUGUCUGAAAUACUACGAGUAUGAGUUCAUGGAGCUCGCGUGUCAGUGUCCCGCUGUGGUUUGCUGCCGGUGUACCCCCACACAGAAGGCCCAGAUAGUCAAACUGCUGCAGGAGCGCACAGGCAAGCUCACCUGUGCUGUAGGGGAUGGAGGAAACGAUGUCAGCAUGAUCCAGGAAGCCGACUGUGGCGUGGGAGUGGAGGGAAAAGAAGGAAAGCAGGCCUCGUUGGCCGCCGACUUCUCGGUGACUCAGUUCAAACAUCUAGGCCGUCUCCUCAUGGUCCACGGUCGGAACAGCUACAAAAGGUCUGCAGCCCUGUGCCAGUUCGUCAUCCACAGGAGCCUGUGUAUCAGCACCAUGCAGGCGGUCUUCUGCUCUGUUUUCUACUUUGCUUCAGUCCCUCUCUACCAAGGAUUCCUGAUUAUCGGCUACUCCACCGUGUACACCAUGUUCCCCGUCUUCUCCCUGGUGUUGGACAAAGAUGUCAAAUCUGAGGUUGCCAUGUUGUACCCUGAGUUAUACAAAGAUCUCUUGAAGGGUCGACCACUUUCCUUCAAGACGUUUCUAAUAUGGGUCUUAAUAAGUAUCUAUCAAGGGAGCAUCAUCAUGUACGGGGCGCUGCUGCUCUUCGAGUCCGAGUUCGUCCACAUCGUCGCCAUCUCCUUCACCUCUCUGAUCCUGACGGAGCUGCUGAUGGUGGCCCUGACCAUCCAGACGUGGCACUGGCUCAUGAUCGUCGGCGAGCUGCUCAGCUUGGCGUGUUACGUGGCCUCGCUUGUGUUCCUGCAUGAGUUCAUAGACGUGUACUUCAUCACCACGGUAUCGUUCCUGUGGAAGGUGACCGUCAUCACGCUGGUGAGCUGUCUGCCACUUUACAUCCUCAAGUACCUCCGCAGACGCUUCUCCCCGCCUAGCUACUCCAAGCUGACCUCCUAAAGACUGUGGAGGGGCCGCCGCCGCCGCCGCUGCUCUCUUUUCUUGUGGAGGAAACAGAGAGAGAGACGUCUGACUUCAUCCAGCCGCGCCUUCGCUUCUACCAGAGAAUCAAACACGGAUUACUCCCCUUUAAUUUACCUGACUUUGAAGGACGAACUGUUGUGUCUGGGACGGGUUGGUUACUGAGAGUUGGUGAUGAAAGCGCACUUUAACUUGAUGUUGAUGUUUGAUGCAAAGACUAACUCAUGAAGAACAGCUGCAGUGAAUUGAAGAUUACAUUAUUAUCCUCUCAGAAUUAAAGACGUUAAAAACUCCCGAUGUGCAGUGUGAUAAAAUGCAACCUGUAGGCGCCAAAUCCUAAAUAAUGCAGGUCCAGUUUGUUUUGACAGUUUUGAAAGUGAGUGGGAAACGCUGGUCAGUUCAGUGAAUGUGUCAUCUGGGCUGGAAACUCUCAUUUAGUCGCGUCUUAAAGCUGUUUUUACCGUCAGACGCUGAAUUUGACGUAGCGUUCUCACCCAGGAGUUGAUUCAGUCUCUCCUUAAACAGUGACUUUCUAAAAGCAGUUUGAGAAACACACGGUUCAAAAAACAAAAGUUUACUGGCUAGACUUUGCAUAAAACACACGUCUGAAAGUUUGUGUAUUUGUUGAUGCGUCACCGCGACGUGACGGUCCUGCACGGCGGAGGUGGUGCGGUUGUUUAUUUUAGCAUGACCCGUGAUGUCUGAUGUUAAAUCUGUCUUAGUCUCUUUGUACGGACCCUGAGUUGUUAGUGUUUGUGGAGCGCGGUCAAAACAGCCACAAAGGAGCGCUGGUUAUUUGUAGCUGAGAAACCUUCAGCCGGGGGCUCCGUCCUGGCUGUGUGGUCUGCAGGAGAAUUUGAAGCCUCUCAUGUGGCCUGCUCAGCAAGGCCAACGCCGGCUACUCUAAGCAUUGCAUGAUGACUCACUGUAACAGUGACCUAAAGCCAUAACUGAAAAUAUCCCACUGACCAGAGUCCUGCUGCCCCUCUUUCACGUCGUUAAACCCAGGGCUCCCUCACCCCCUCCCUUCUACUAACCUCCACAGGUCAGCUGCAAAAAGAAAAAGGGAUCAAUCACUUCUGCUUAAUCUAAAACAAUGUGAAUAUUGUCAAUAAGUAUUACUAACACUGCACACUGACAGAAAAAGAAGGCACUUCUCAUACUUCAUUUCACUUUGAGUGUGAAGGUGAAGAUACUGUAAAUAAUCAGCAUCUAACACGAUCAGUCACUUAUCAGGCAAAUUCAAAGAUUUCAAUCUUAAUGUAAAGAAAGUCAUCUUGUCACGUGACUCGACUCUCGAUGUGUCAAACAGAGCGACCAGGGUGCCAUACAUACGUCGUCAUUUUUUAAAACUGAAAUAAAAAAAUCCAAACUGAAUUCAGCGAAGUGUUUGCACAGAGUUUUGUUUUGUACGACUGAUUAUUUAUAUUUUUAUGUUGUAAGAGAAGGAAAGUGAUGCCACAACGGUUCGGUUUGCUUGUAAAUAACCAGUAUUUUUAAUUUAUUAACAUGUUUUAUUUAUGGUGUUGAUCACAGUCAAAUGAGCGGAAACAAAAAGGGAGAAGUGCGUUGAUGUCAAUGUUGUGAUGAUGAUGAUUAAUAAAUCUCAUGUUUUCUUUA